AUGACACUGUCAAACAACAUUUCAUCUAAUAAUUUCAAUAUUCAUGAAAGUGAAUAUCUAUCACAAGAUAGAAAACCAUUACCACUCAGUAGUACGCCAUCAACCGAGAAUAUAAUCUUGACACCACGAACUCAUACUCCAAUUCGUCUAAAUUCUCCACACAUAAAUAUGGCAGAAUUAGCGAUACAUAACAAUCAGAAACAACAACAACAACAACAACAAAGACUGAAACAAAGUUCCCCGCUAUUUUUUUCAGAUGGCAAAGUUUCAGGGCCAGGAACAGUUGUAACCCUGGCAUCAAUUGCAACACCACACUUCCAGCAACAACAACAGCCACAGUUUUCUAAUUUUUCACAAAUUUCAAACAAUUCAUCUACAACAACUUCUCAACCAUCCACUGCAUUACUUUCAUCAUUUUCAUCAUCAUCAGAAAUGCCUAUUACAACAACACCAAGAUACAAUGACCGUCAAGAUUUAAAUGGUGAAGACACCGAUAACGACAACAACAACAACAACAACAACAACAAUGAAACUAAUCUUCCACGAUUAGUUCAUAAAUGGUCUCAUACUCAUUCAAUUUUGUGUUGUUUAGCAUCCCCCAAGAAUAGAUUAUUAUUUUGUGGUACUCAAGAUGGGAAAAUAUUAGUUUAUGAUAUGAAUACUUAUUCUUUAACUGAUAUUAUUGGACUUGAGAAUAACAACAACAACAACAACAACAAUAAGAACAACGAACAACAUCAUCCUCAUCCUCAUCCUCAUCAUCAACAAGCUUCAAUAUUGACUAUAUGUUUAAAUAAAGAUGAGACUCGAUUAUUUGUUGCAGGGUCGGAUUCAUUAGUGAAGAUUUAUAAUUUACAAAACCAAAAUGAUAAUGAUAAUAACAAUAAAAAUGAAAAAUAUCAAUGUACUCAUGUUAUUUAUUCAUUAGUUGAUAUUGGUGAUAUUUUUUCAAUUCAUUGGUGUGAUUUAACUUCAACAAUUUAUAUAGGGGCACAAAAUGCUUCGAUAUUAUGGUGUCAUAUUUCAUUUGAUAAUGAAAACUUGUCAUCUAAGGGAAAUAAUCAACAAACAAACAGUAAAAACCAUAAACAUGAACAUGAACAUGAACAACCAACUCAACAUGACCACCACAACCACAACCACAAUCAUCACCAACAACAGCAUACUAUUAGUAAUGGUCAUACUACUAAAAAUGUAUCAGAUAUUGAACGAUUACCUCAUUUCCGAUACGAUAAAUUUUUUGAUUCUAAAGGACCUGGAGGUUCACAAAAUACUUUACAAACAAAUCAUAAUUUAUUGAAACGAAGAUAUUCUAAAAAUACUAAUGAAUCACAUCAUCAUUCAAUCAAAUUAAUUGAAUGUAAAAGUGAUGAUAUUAUUAGAUUUGCUCAUAAUGGUUAUGUUUAUUGUCUUGAUGUUAUAACCAAUGUUACAAUUGAUAAUUCCCUGGAAUCAACAUUUUUAAUUUCUGGUGGUGGUGAUGGAAUAAUUAAUAUUUGGUCAUUUAAUAACAAAAGUAGUGGAUUAACUAAAGUUGCAUCAUUAGAAAAUGAUGAAUCAAUAUUAUCAAUGAAAAUUCAAAAUUCUUUACUUUAUGUUGGAUUAAGUGAUUGUUCAAUUAAUGUAUGGGAUUUAUUAACAUUACAAAUGAUUCGAUCAUUUCAAUUUGGUGAUAAUAAUUUUGAUGAAAUUUUAAGUUUAGAUAUUUAUGAUAAUUCCAUAUAUAAAGGAUCAUCAUCUACAGGAUUAAUUAAAUUAUCAAUUUUAAAUCAUCAAUUUAUUUCUGAUAAAAUUUUAAUGAGUCUGGAAAUUGAAGAUGGAGUAAUUAAUGCUGUUAAAAUAUUUCCUUUGGAUAAUAAAAUUUAUUUACUUUCUGGUGCUACUAAAUCAUUAUCUUUAUGGGAUAUUACCGCUACCACAACCACCACCACAACCACCACCACAACAACAACAACAACAACAAAUCCUAAUCAUAAUAGUAAGAAGAACCUUAACAUUGAUGAAGAAGAUAAAUUCAACAUAAAUAAUAAUAAUAAUAAUAAUAAUAAUAAUAAAAAAAAACUUUCUAAUGAUGAUAUGUUAACUAUGUUAGAAAAAUAUGUUGCCUUUAAAACCAUUAGUAAAAAUCCUCAAUUAUAUUUAGAAGAAAGUCGUCAUUGUGCUCAAUUUUUAUGUAAAUUAUUAAAUAAUUUUGGAGCUUAUCAAACAAAAUUAUUACCAAUUAGUAAUGGUAAUCCCAUUGUUUUUUCUGAAUUUAAAGCCAAUCAUAAUGGUCCUGGUGGUGGUCCUGGUGGUGGUCCUGGUGGUGGUAAUAAGAGACCUCGAUUAUUAUGGUAUGCUCAUUAUGAUGUUGUUGAUGCCACGAAAAAUGAAGCUAAAGAUUGGAAAACUGAUCCAUUUAUAUUAACUGCUAAAGAAGGUAAUCUUUAUGCUAGAGGAGUAUCAGAUAAUAAAGGUCCAACAUUAGCAGCUAUUUAUUCUGUAGCAGAAUUAUAUUAUCAUCAACAAUUAAAUUGUGAUGUGGUAUUUAUAAUUGAAGGUGAAGAAGAAUGUGGAUCAAUUGGAUUUCAAAAAGUUAUUAAUGAUAAUAAACAAUUAAUUAGUGGUGGUACCUCUGGUGGUAUUGAUUGGAUUAUAUUAUCUAAUUCUUAUUGGUUAGAUGAUUUAACUCCAUGUUUAAAUUAUGGAUUACGAGGAGUUAUUAAUGCUUCAAUUACAAUUAAAUCCGAUAAACCUGAUCGUCAUUCUGGAGUUGAUGGAGGAGUUAGUAGAGAACCAACUAUGGAUAUGAUGCAUCUUUUAAGUACAUUAGUGGAUCCUAUAACUCGGAAAAUCCAAUUACCAGGAUUUUAUAAAGAUAUUUUACCAUUAACUUUAUCAGAAAAAAAAUUAUAUGAUAAUAUUGCUCAAUAUCUGGGAAUUAAAGUUUCAACAUUAAUGACAAAAUGGCGUGAACCAUCAUUAACAAUUCAUAAAAUUCAAGUUUCUGGUCCUAAUAAUAAUACUGUAAUUCCACAAAUUGUUAAAGCCACUAUAUCAAUGAGAAUAGUACCAAAUCAAGAUUUACUGAAAAUUAAACAAUCUUUAAUUGAUACUUUAAAUGAAAAUUUCGCCAAAUUAUCAUCAUCAUCAUCAACAUCAACAACAACUGAUAAGUCUGGGAAUAAAUUAUCAAUAGAAAUUUUCCAUCAAGCUGAACCUUGGUUAGGUGAUCAUGAAAAUAAAGUUUAUUCAAUAUUAUUUAAAAAUUUGAAAAUUCAUUGGAAUCAAGAACCUUUAUUUAUUAGAGAAGGUGGUUCAAUACCUCUGAUUCGAUUUUUAGAAAAAUGUUUUAAUGCUCCAGCAGCUCAAAUACCUUGUGGACAACUGAGUGAUAAUGCUCAUUUAAAAGAUGAAAAAUUAAGAAUUAUUAAUUUAUUUAAAUUACGAGCAAUAUUAACUGAUACUUUUAAAGAAUUAGGUGAUAUAUCAUAA
Candida dubliniensis CD36 is the source of this 3474-nucleotide messenger RNA. RefSeq names its product glutamine amidotransferase subunit. Gene Ontology annotation, molecular function: protein binding; peptidase activity. The record is from RefSeq and is a predicted model, not a curated record. The transcript has a single exon. Gene Ontology annotation, biological process: glutathione catabolic process; proteolysis. Lineage: Eukaryota; Fungi; Ascomycota; Pichiomycetes; Serinales; Debaryomycetaceae. The coding region runs from base 1 to 3474 and encodes 1157 amino acids.